This is a messenger RNA of Suncus etruscus (white-toothed pygmy shrew), 10620 nucleotides long. It is a transcript of the gene MYO15A, whose product is annotated as myosin XVA. NCBI's taxonomy places the organism in Eukaryota, Metazoa, Chordata, Mammalia, Eulipotyphla, Soricidae. Gene Ontology annotation, molecular function: protein binding; cytoskeletal motor activity; ATP binding. The coding region runs from base 1 to 10620 and encodes 3539 amino acids. The transcript is spliced from 64 exons. Gene Ontology annotation, cellular component: cytoskeleton; myosin complex. The record is from RefSeq and is a predicted model, not a curated record.
AUGGCGAAGGAUGAAGAUGAAGACAAGAAAGCCAAGAAAGGGAAGAAAGGGAAGAAGGCUCCAGAGCCGGAGAAGCCCAAAAGGAGCCUCAAGGGGACGUCGAGGCUGUUCAUGGGCUUCCGAGACCGCACGCCCAAGAUCUCCAAGAAGGGCCAGUUCCGGAGCGCAUCGGCCUUCUUCUGGGGCCUCCACACCGGCCCGCAGAAGACCAAACGCAAGAAGAAGGCACGCACGGUGCUCAAGUCUACGUCCAAACUCAUGACGCAGAUGCGCAUGGGCAAGAAGAAGCGGGCCAUGAAGGGCAAGAAGCCGUCCUUCAUGGUGAUCCGCUUCCCGGGGCGCCGAGGCUACGGCCGGCUGCGCCCCCGGGCCCGCUCCCUCAGCAAGGCGUCCACGGCCAUCAACUGGCUCACCAAGAAGUUCCUCAUCAAGAAGGCGGAGGAGUCGGGCAGCGAGCAGGCCACGCUCGACGCCUGGCUCAACCGCUCCAGUUCCCGCGUGGGCUCCAGCAAGCUGCCCUUCCCGUCGGGCGCCGAGAUCCUGAAGCCCGGAGGCCGCCUGCGCAGGUUCCCCCGCAGCCGCAGCAUCUACGCGUCCGGGGAGCCCGUGGGCUUCCUGCCCUUCGAGGACGAGGCGCCCUUCCGACACUCGGGCUCCCGCAGGUCGCUGUACGGGCUCGAGGGCUUCCAGGACCUGGGCGAGUACUACGACUACCACCGCGAGGGCGACGACUACUACGACCAGCAGUCCCUGUACCACUUCGAGGAGGAGCAGGAGCCCUACCUGGCCGACCGCGGCCCCUACUACGGCCCCUACGGCUCCUACGGCCCCUACGGCCCCUACAGCCCCUACGGCCCGGCCUGGCCGCCCUACGGGGACUACGGCCACGGGCCCCCGCCCGACGACCCCUACGACUACUACCACCCUGACUACUACGGAGGCGCCGUCUACCCCGGCUACGGCUACGGCUACGGCUACGACGACUACGAGCCCCCCUACGCGCCCCCGGCCGGGUACGCGUCUCCCUACGGCUACUACGACGGCUACGAGGGCGAGGCGUACCCGCCCAGCUACUACCUGGACCCCUACGCGCCUUACGAAGCCCCCUACCCGGCCUACGACCUGCCCUACGACCUCCCGUACGAAGCGCCCUACCUGGACCCCUACGCGCUGCCCUACGGCGCCCCCUACGCGGCCCCCUUCGCCCCAGGGCCCUACGGCGUGGGCCAGCAGGCCGGCUACGCGCCCGACGUGCCCUACCUCUACCCCGAGGAGGCGCCCCUGGCCUACCCCUGGGUGCCGCCGCCCAUCCUGUCGCCCCACAACCCCUACGCCCACCCGAUGGACGACAUCGCGGAGCUGGAGGAGCCCGAGGAGGCGGCGGGCGCGACCGAGCGGCCCAGCACGUCCUUCCGCCUGCCCAGCAACGCCUUCUUCGAGCAGCAGGGCAUGGACAGGCCGGCCCGCUCCAAGCUGUCCCUCAUCCGCAGGUUCCGGCUCUUCCCGCGGCCGCAGGUCAAGCUGUUCGGGAAGGAGAAGCUCGAGGUGCCGCUGCCGCCCUCCCUGGACAUCCCCCUGCCCCUGGCGGACGCGGAGGACGACGAGGACGAGGACGAGGUGCCGCCCGUGCCCGUGCCCGCCGUGCCCUACGGCCACCCUUUCUGGGGCUUCCUGACGCCGGGCCAGCGCAACCUCCAGCGUGCCCUGUCGGCCUUCGGCGCCCGCCGCGGGCUGGGCUUCGGGCCCGACUUCGCGCGCCCCGCGCCGCGCCCGGCCACGUCCCUGGCGCGCUUCCUCAAGAAGACGCUGUCGGAGAAGCAGCCGCUGCCGCGCCUCCGGGCCAGCCAGAAGGCCCGGCUGGGCGGCCCCGCGGUGCGCGAGGCGGCCUACAAGCGCUUCGGCUACAAGCUGGCCGGCAUGGACCCCGAGCGGCCCGGCACGCCCAUCGUGCUGCGGAGGGCGCAGGCCCGGGCCCGCAACAACAACAACUCGCACGGCGCGCCCCCGCCCGGGCCCGGCCCGGACCCGGCCCCGGCCCCGCUCCCCGGCCCCAUCCCCAUCCCCAUCCCCGCCCCGGCCUCGCUGCAGCCCGGGCCGCACUGGACCGCGCUCGCCGCCCCGCCGCCCGCCAGCCCAAGGCCGCCCUUCUCGCCCGCGGGCUCGCUGCGCCGCCACCCGCCGCCCUGGGCCGCCCCCUCGCACGUGCCCCUGGCGCCCCAGGCCGGCUGGUGGGCCUUCGCCGAGCCCCCGCCCGUGCGCCCCGACGUGCCCCCCGAGCUGCUGGCCUUCGCGGGCUUCAGGCAGUCCUUCCGCGGCUCCCGGCGGCUCCCGGCGCCCUUCGGCCUCCCCAGGCCUUCCCCGCAGGCGUCGCGCAGGCGGGCCUGGACGCCCCGGCCCUCGCCGCAGCCCUCGCUGCGGAGUCUCCCCGGGCUGGGCUACCGCUCGCCCGUGGGGCCCGCGUCCCCGCAGCCCUCCAUCCGCGCCGGCCCCUUCUCGCCCCCGCUGCGCCGUCCGCACUCGCUGCGGGAGCCCCCGGCCCCGCGCAGGGCCUCUGGGCGCCCGGGCCCACCGCGCUCGCCCGUGCUGGGCGCCCCGCGGUCGGCCUCGCCGCCCCCGAUGCCCGGGCCCAGUGCCAGGCGCGGAUCCCUGAAUCUGCCCUCGCGCCUCCCGCACACGUGGCGCCGGCUCAGCGAGCCCCCCACGAGGGCCGUGAAGCCCCGAGUGCGCCAGCCCUUCCACCGGCCCCCGGGAGCUGGCGCCUGGCCCGCGGCCGCCCGCGAGUCCCGGGAAAGUCAGCGCCAGCAAGAGGAGGACGUUGAGACACCCUGGACAGUGCCGCCACUGCCCCCCAGCUGGGAGAUGGACUUGCCUUCUGUUCAGCGUCCGCCCUCACCCUGGCCUGGGGGCCCCAGCAGCCGCAGAGGCUUUUCCAGGCCAUCCCCUGUGCCCGAAAACCCCUUUCUCCAGCACGUAGGCCCAGUCCCAUCUCCUGCUCCCCUGUCAGAAAACCCAGCUUCUGACACUACUGGUGUCAUCCUGGGUGGACACCAGGAGCCAGGUCCCGGACAGCUGGUCAAAUCCGCCUGCCCACGCCUAGAGAAGCCUGAAGAGGAAACUGACCCUACUAAAGAGGUGGAAAAGGGACCCCAGACACCGGAAGAGCCUGAAUCCCUCAACCUGUCACCCCCCAAGGAUUUCCACCCAGAGCAAAAGGCACUAAGGCUCAGCCUGUCCCACCCACUGGCCGCAUGUGAUCAGACAAGGGCCUUAUGGCCCCCGUGGCGCCGCUGGGGAACACUACCCAGUGCCUCAGCCCCCUUGGCACCCACUGGGACCCCUGCACCCCUGCCCAAAGCAGGGGAAAGGCGUCUGCCAAGCCCCGGACGUUUCGCUGUAGUCGCACCCCAGGUGCACAAGGUGGACUCUGUUCAGACAGUUGGUACAGCUUCCCUGCAGCCCACUGUCCAGCUAUCCCAAGCCUCAGACGCUGUCUCCAAGCCGAGAACCUGGAAUCUGCUCUGGUCCUGCCUCUGGCUUCGAGUGAAGGCCCACCGAACUUGUCUGCAAGGGCCCUCCACCCCCCAGUCCAGCAACCUAGGCCCCAGAGCCUCCUGCCUACCCCAAGGGGAACCGUGGGAAGAAAUUGGUCUCAAAAGCUGGUUGAACAAGAUGCACUCUAUCCGAAACCUGCCAUCCACGAGAUCCCGCGAGCAGCGCAGGGAGGACGGGGUGGAGGACAUGACGCAGCUGGAAGACCUCCAGGAGUCUACAGUGCUGUCCAAUCUCAAGACUAGAUUUGAACGGAACCUCAUCUACACAUACAUUGGCAGUAUCCUGGUGUCGGUGAACCCAUAUCAGAUGUUUGGAAUCUAUGGGCCAGAGCAGGUGCAGCAGUACAGUGGGAAGGCCUUGGGAGAGAAUCCUCCGCACCUCUUCGCAAUUGCAAAUCUUGCCUUUGCCAAAAUGCUUGAUGCCAAACAGAACCAGUGCAUAAUCAUCAGUGGAGAGAGUGGCUCUGGAAAAACAGAGGCCACAAAAUUGAUUCUACGCUACCUGGCCGCCAUGAACCAGAAACGGGGCAUCAUGCAGCAGAUAAAGAUUCUAGAGGCCACGCCCCUUCUUGAGUCAUUUGGUAAUGCCAAAACGGUCAGAAAUGACAACUCCAGCCGCUUUGGGAAGUUCAUGGAGAUCUUUCUGGAAGGGGGUGUGAUCUCUGGUGCCAUAACCUCCCAGUACCUUCUGGAGAAGUCUAGGAUCGUGUUUCAGGCCAAGAAUGAGAGGAACUACCACAUUUUCUACGAGCUGCUAGCUGGCUUGCCUGCCCAGCUCCGGCAGGCUUUUAGCCUGCAGGAGGCUGAAACCUACUACUAUCUGAACCAGGGAGGGAACUGUGAGAUCUCUGGGAAGAGUGAUGCUGAUGACUUCCGACGGCUCCUGGCAGCCAUGGAGGUACUAGGCUUCAGUGGGGAGGACCAGGACAGCAUCUUUCGCAUCCUGGCCUCCAUUCUGCACCUGGGCAAUGUAUACUUCGAAAAAUAUGAGACAGGUGCCCAGGAGGUUGCCUCGGUGGUGAGCGCCCGUGAGAUCCAGGCUGUUGCAGAACUGCUGCAGAUCUCCCCUGAGGGUCUGCAGAAGGCCAUCACCUUCAAAGUGACUGAGACAAUUCGAGAGAAGAUCUUCACCCCCUUGACUGUGGAGAGUGCUGUGGAUGCCCGGGAUGCUAUUGCCAAGGUCUUGUAUGCUUUGCUGUUCAGCUGGCUCAUCACCAGGGUCAAUGCCCUGGUGUCCCCACAACAGGAAACGCUAUCCAUUGCCAUCCUGGACAUCUAUGGUUUUGAGGAUCUGAGCUUCAAUAGUUUUGAGCAGCUGUGCAUCAACUAUGCAAAUGAGAAUCUUCAAUACCUUUUUAACAAGAUUGUCUUCCAGGAGGAGCAGGAGGAGUACAUCCGGGAACAGAUUGACUGGCGUGAGAUCAUCUUUGCUGACAACCAGCCUUGCAUCAACCUUAUCUCACUGAAGCCCUAUGGCAUCCUGCGCAUCCUGGAUGACCAAUGCUGCUUCCCACAGGCCACAGACCAUACAUUUCUGCAAAAGUGCCACUACCACCACGGCGCCAACCCACUGUACUCCAAACCCAAGAUGCCUCUUCCUGAGUUCACAAUCAAGCACUACGCAGGCAAAGUCACCUACCAGGUGCAUAAGUUCCUAGACAAGAACCAUGAUCAGGUGCGCCAGGACGUGCUGGACCUAUUUGUGCGGAGCCGGACACGGGUGGUGGCACACCUCUUCUCCAGCCAUGCCCCACAGGCUGCCCCUCAGCGCUUGGGCAAGAGCAGCUCUGUCACCCGACUCUACAAGGCACACACAGUAGCUGCCAAGUUCCAGCAGUCACUUCUGGAUCUGGUGGAAAAGAUGGAGCGGUGUAACCCCCUGUUCAUGCGUUGCCUGAAGCCCAACCACAAGAAGGAGCCAGGCCUCUUUGAGUCUGAUGUGGUCAUGGCACAGCUGCGUUAUUCAGGGGUACUGGAGACCGUGCGGAUCCGCAAGGAAGGCUUCCCAGUGCGGCUGCCUUUCCAGCAGUUCAUCGACAGAUAUCGCUGUCUGGUGGCCCUCAAGCAUGACCUGCCUGCCAGUGGGGACCUGUGUGUGUCGGUGUUGAGUCGCCUGUGCACGGUCAUGCCAAAUAUGUACCGUGUUGGCAUCAGCAAGCUGUUCCUGAAGGAGCACUUGCACCAGCUGCUGGAGAGCAUGAGGGAGCACGUCUUGAACCUGGCUGCCCUCACGCUGCAGCGCUGCCUCCGAGGCUUCUUUAUCCAUAGGCGCUUUCGCUCCCUGCGUCGCAAGAUCAUCCUGCUGCAGAGCAGGGCCCGAGGCUACCUGGCUAGGCAACGGUACCAGCAGAUGAGGAGGAGCCUGGUGAGGUUCCGGUCCCUAGUGCACACUUAUGUAAGCCACCGGCGUUACCUCAAGGAACUGAACAAGCGGGAGGUGGUGUCUGUGGGACACCUGCAAGUCCCAGCUGAGCUGGCCAGGCUCUUGAGAGCAGCAGCAGGCACUAGGCUGGCUCAGGGGCCCCAGGUAUGCCCUGUACGAACUCCACGACUUCAGACUGAGCCCCGUGUUACACUGCCCCUGGAUAUCAACAACUACUCCAUGGUCAAGUUUGUCCGAUGCCACUUCAAGGAACCUGCUUUUGGGAUGCUGACAGUGCCACUGAGAUCACCCCUCACACAGCUGCCCAUUGAACACCAUCCAGAGGCCUUGAGCAUCUUCAAGCUGAUUCUACGUUUCAUGGGUGACCCCCACCUGUAUGGCGUCCAGGAGAUUGUCUUUGGGAACUACAUUGUGCAGAAGGGACUGGCAGUGCCUGAGCUGCGGGAUGAGAUCCUGGCACAACUGGCCAACCAAGUGUGGCACAACCCCAGCGCCCACAAUGCCGAGCGGGGCUGGCUCCUGCUGGCCGUAUGUCUCAGUGGCUUUGCACCUUCCUCACGCCUCAACAAGUACCUUCUAAAGUUUGUGUCUGAUUACGGGCCCAAGGGCUUCCAGGCUGUGUGUCAGCACCGCCUCAUGCAGGCCAUGGGGCGAACUCAGCAACAGGGCUGUGGCGCUGCCCGCACCUUCCCUCCGACCCAGCUUGAGUGGAUAGCAAUCCAGGAAAAGGCCAACAUGGUGCUGGAUGUGGGCUGUUUCAGUGGUGACCAAUUCUCCUGCCAGGUGCACUCCUGGAGCUCGGGGGAAGAGGUGGCUGGAGACAUACUGAGGCACAGGGGACUGGCAGAUGGAUGGCGGGGCUGGACAGUGGCCAUGAAGAAUGGGGUGCAGUGGGCAGAGCUGGGGGGCCACGACUACGUGCUAGAUCUGGUGUCAGACCUGGAGCUGCUCCGGGACUUCCCAAGACAGAAGUCCUACUUCACUGUGGGUGCAGAAGGGCCCAUGAGCAGCAGGGGGGGCCCCGGCGGGGUGUUUGGAAACAGUUGGGACUCGGAGGAGGACAUGCCCACUAGGCCCCAAGCCCCAGGGCAUGUGACCAAAGGGGCUGACUUGGACGGGUACUACAGUCACGGCGAAAGCGGUAUGUGUAGGGGUUCUGAGGCCCAGAGAGGGGUAGCUGUCUCUGAGGGGACUGCAGAAGACAGGGACUCCAGAAACCUUGGGGAGCCACCUGUGCCCCAGAAGGGACUAGAUGGCUACUUGGACAGCCUCUUCGACCCUGUGCUCUCCUGCGGGGAUGCGGACCUGGAGAAGCCGACAGCCAUUGCUUACCGCAUGAAGGGGGGAGGCGAACCUAAUGAAGGCGGCAGCAGCAGCACUGAAGACAACCCAAGGAGACCCCCAGAACUAAAGCCAAAGCCAAUCCCAGGUCUGGAUGCGUCCACGCUGGCUCUGCAGCAAGCCUUCAUCCACAAACAGGCUAUGCUGCUGGCCCAGGAGAUGACCCUGCAGGCCAUGGCACUCCAGCAGCAGCCUCUGAAUCCUGCCCCCAAACUUUUACCCCCAGAGAGACCUUUACCUGUGGAGGCACAGAUGAAGUUUGUGGGAAGUGGGCCCCCUGCCAAACCCGUGCUGCUGCGUACUGCUCCACAGUCUGUGGCCCCAGCCCCGUUGGCCAAGGCCUCCAGGCCCACCACUAAGCCUGUGGCUGCCCCCAUUCUACUGCAGGAUCAAGCUUUCCCAGAAUCCACCUGCCCCUCCCCAGAUCUGGUCCGGUAUUCAACACUCAACUCGGAGCAUUUCCCACAGCCCACACAACAGAUCAAGAAUAUUGUAAGACAGUGCCAGCAGCCGCCACGGAAAGGCCGGUCUGAGGCCCUCAGGAAGGACGGUGGGAGGAUGUUUGUGAAGCGGCCAGACCCCCAUGAGGAAGCCCUGAUGAUUCUGAAGGGGCAGAUGAGCCACCAGGUACCAUCCUCCAGCACCCAGGUGCCCAGAGAGGCCGUGGCCCUGGUGAAGCCGGUGACCAGUGCUCCAAGACUGCCCAAGGAACCCACUCCAGGGCUGCCCCUUCGGUCACUGGAGCCUGAAGAGGAGCCUGUGCAGACACAGCUGCACCGCCUCAACCCCAACUUCUAUGGCUACAAAGACACCCCCUGGAGGAUCUUUCUGCGCAAAGAGGUGUUUUACCCCAAGGAGACCUACAGCCACCCAGUGCAGCUGGACCUCCUGUUCCGGCAGAUCCUUCAUGACACCCUCUCCGAGGCCUGUCUCCGUAUCUCCGAUGAUGAGAGGCUGGCCAUGAAGGCCCUGUUUGCCCAGAACCAGCUGGACACACAGCGACCGCUGGUGACAGAGAGUGUAAAGCGAGCUGUGGUCAGCAUGGCCCGGGACAGCUGGGAAAUCUACUUCUCUCGCCUCUUCCCUGCCACAGGCAGCGUUGGCACUGGAGUACAAAUUCUGGCUGUAUCCCACACUGGCAUCAAGCUCCUGCAGAUAGUGAAGGGCAGCCGGGAACCUGGUGGACAGCUGCGGGUCCUGCAUGUCUACAGCUUCGCCGAUAUCCUGUUUGUGACCAUCCCCUCUCAGAACAUGCUGGAAUUCAACCUUUCCAGUGAGAAGGUCAUCCUCUUCUCAGCCCGAGCCCAUCAGGUCAAGACCCUGGUAGACGACUUCAUCCUGGAACUGAAGAAGGGCUCCGAUUAUGUGGUGGCUGUGAGGAACUUUCUGCCUGAGGAUCCAGCACUAUUGACCUUCCACAAGGGUGACAUUAUCCACCUGCAGCCCCUGGAGCCCCCUCGAAUGGGCUACAGCGCUGGCUGUGUUGUUCGGAAGAAGGUUGUGUACCUGGAAGAGCUGCAGCGGAGAGGCCCUGACUUUGGCUGGAGGUUCGGGACAGUCCAUGGGCGUGUGGGCCGUUUUCCGUCAGAGCUGGUGCAGCCUGCAGCUGCCCCUGACUUUCUGCAGCUGCCAGUUGAGCCAGGCCGGGGCCGGGCUGCAGCAGUGGCUGCAGCAGUGGCCUCCACCAUGGCUGCACGGGAGGUGGGCCGAAGGAGGGAGGGGCCCCCAGCCAGGGCUGGCUCCUUAGAGCGUGGGGAGGACGGCCUGGCUCUUCCUCCAUACUCGAUGCUGGAAUUUGCCCAGAAGUAUUUCAGAGACCCUCAGAAGAAACCUCAGGACUGCAUCCGGCUGAAGGCCAGAGAGGGACGUGAGUCCAGAACCCUGGAGGACAUGCUAUGCUUCACUAAGACCCCACUCCAGGAGUCACUCAUCGAGUUCAGCGACAGCAGUCUCAACAAGAUGGCCACUGACAUGUUCCUAGCUGUGAUGAGGUUCAUGGGGGAUGCCCCACUGAAGGGCCAGAGUGAAUUGGAUGUUCUCUGUACCCUCCUGAAGCUGUGUGGAGAUCAUGAAGUCAUGCGGGAUGAAUGCUAUUGCCAAGUCAUGAAGCAGAUCACGGACAACACGAGCUCCAAGCAGGACAGCUGCCAGAGAGGCUGGAGGCUGCUGUACAUCGUGGCUGCCUAUCACAGAUGCUCUGAGGUCCUCCAGCCACACCUCACUCGCUUCCUCCAUGAUGUGAGCAGAACCCCAGGCCUGCCCUUCCAGGGUAUUGCCAAGGCCUGUGAGCAGAAUCUGCAGAAAACAGCACGUUUUGGUGGCCGCCUGGAGCUCCCCAGCAGCAUGGAACUGCGGGCCAUGUUGGCAGGCCGCAGUUCCAAGAGACAGCUCUUUCUUCUUCCUGGAGGCCUGGAGCGCCAUCUCAAAAUCAAAACAUGCACAGUGGCCCUGGAUGUUGUGGAAGAGAUUUGUGCUGAAAUGGCUCUGACUCGUCCUGAAGCCUUCAACGAGUAUGUCAUUUUCGUAGUCACCAACCGAGGCCAGCACGUGUGCCCGCUCAGCCGCCGUGCCUACAUCUUGGACGUAGCCUCAGAAAUGGAACAGGUUGAUGGUGGCUACAUGCUCUGGUUCCGGCGUGUGCUCUGGGAUCAGCCACUCAAGUUCGAGAAUGAGCUAUAUGUCACUAUGCACUACAACCAGGUCCUGCCUGACUACCUGAAAGGUCUCUUCAGCAGUGUACCUGCCCACCGGCCUACCGAGCAGCAGCUACAGCAAGUGUCCAAGUUGGCGUCCCUGCAGCAUCGGGCCCAGGAUCACUUCUACCUGCCCAGUGUGCAGGAGGUCCAGGACUACAUCCCAGCCCAGCUUUACUACACCGUUGCUGGCUCAUCCUGGCUCAGUCUAGUCAGCCAGCACAGGCAGCAGAUUCAGGCCCUCAGCCCCCACCAGGCUCGAGCUCAAUUUCUGGGACUCCUUAGUGCCUUGCCCAUGUUUGGCUCCUCCUUCUUCUUCAUUCAGAGUUGCAGCAAUUCAGCUGUGCCAGCCCCCUGCAUCCUUGCCGUCAAUCAUAAUGGUCUUAACUUCCUCAGCACAGAGACCCAUGAGCUCAUGGCAAAGUUUCCUCUGAAAGAGAUCCAGUCAUCACGGACCCAGCGGCCCACAGCCAGCUCCAGUUAUCCCUAUGUGGAGAUUUCUCUAGGAGACGUGGCUGCCCAGCACACGAUGCAGCUGCAGCUGGAGCAGGGUCUGGAGCUAUGUCGAGUGGUGGCUGUGCACGUGGAGAACUUGCUCAGUGCCCGUGAGAAGCGGCUCACGCUACCUCCCAGCGAGAUCACACUGCUCUAA